Molecule: messenger RNA, 1662 nt
Organism: Eremomyces bilateralis CBS 781.70
Lineage: Eukaryota; Fungi; Ascomycota; Dothideomycetes; Eremomycetales; Eremomycetaceae
Exons: 3
Coding region: 1-1662 (553 amino acids)
Biological process (GO): regulation of transcription by RNA polymerase II
Molecular function (GO): DNA-binding transcription factor activity, RNA polymerase II-specific; RNA polymerase II cis-regulatory region sequence-specific DNA binding
Source: RefSeq, a predicted model, not a curated record
AUGGCUGCAGUUGCGACUCGAAGUUCCAACAACUCACCUCACCUCAACAACAGAAUUUCUAAUGCAGUCAAUGCAGAUACCACCGGAUCGACCUCAGCCCCUUCGACGGAGGCAAGAAACGACUCAAAGGUUACUCAAGACUCGAAUCCAACAUCCAAUGCCCAACCACUCGCCCCUCCUCCUCGUCCAGCACAGACAUCGACCGCCACUGACACUCCCGACUAUUUCUCCUCCCUCCACAACAAUAACCAACAACAUUUAUACGAACCCAACCCGUUCGAAGCGCAGUUUGGGUCGUCAUCUACCGAGACACCGGGGAAGUCUUUCCUACCUGGCGUGGCAAGCCUGACCUCUCCAUCAUCCCUAUUACCCGGCAAUACACCUGGCUGGACCAACUCAUUACGAUCGGGGCCAUUGAGCCCGGCCAUGCUAGCUGGCCCAGCUAAUCCCGGCGACUACUUCGGUGAACCCUCGUUUUCGCGUGGCUUCCCUACCCCGAACGAAUCAUCGCUACGGACCGGUCUGACUCCGGGCGGUGGCGGCACAAUGUUUCCUGCGCCGAGCCCUAACUCACAAGCUCUGUUUAAUUCGUUUGCGGGAGGAGGCCAGACACCUGGCACCCUCGAAUUCCAACGCACCGCACUCGCGGUCAACGCGGCGAAGGGUGGUGCCAACCCUCCGACGUCACAGCCUCCGGCAACCACGGGGAUGGACACCAAAGCAUACCCAGCGACGACCCAAGCGGGCGGGCAUGAUCCAUUUGCUGGGGACGCUAACGACGCUGCCAACGGCCUCUUCAUGCUCGCCCAAGCCAACGGCGCGCGGAACGGUGCGAACUCUUUCGCCGUCCCCAACCCGCCGACAUCGGUUGCUCCUGGACCCGACGCGAGCCCGAUGGUGAAACCUGCCGGGAAGCACAGCAGCAUCGGUAGUAUCUCCGCUCCCGACACCAACGAAAACAUGUCGGAUAGCGAAAGCGAACCCCCAAGCGCAUCGAAGCCGUUGACGCGAUCAAAAGGCCGGAAGGGCGCGACCAAGGGUGCCGCCAACAAUCGGAGGAAGAGGGAGGAGGAAACCCCCGCGAAGGGUAACGCCAAUAAGCGCAGCAAGCAGAGCUUUGGGAGCGUCGGAAGUAACACCCACGAUGAAAAUAGUGACGACGACGAAGACAUGAAGGACGAGGAAAUGAUGCUGAACGAGAAGGGCAAGAAGAUGACGGAUGAAGAGAAGCGAAAGAACUUUUUGGAGCGGAAUCGCGUCGCCGCGCUUAAGUGCCGCCAGCGCAAGAAGCAAUGGCUCGCCAACCUCCAGCAAAAAUGCGAACUCUACACCACCGAGAACGACCACCUCACCUCCACCGUCAACCAUCUCCGCGAAGAAAUCGUCACCCUCAAGACCCUCCUCAUGGCCCACAAAGACUGCCCCGUCUCCCAGGCCCAAGGCCUCAACAGCGCCGCGCUGUCCAAUAUGCUCGACGGCCCGGGCGCCGGUAACCCCAUGGGUGGGAACAUGCUCGGGGUGAGCGGUGCGCCGGGGAAUGUCGGCAUGGUCGGCAUGGGCAUGCCGGCGGGGCCAUACGGGAUGGGGAAUAUGCCGAAUGGCGUGGGGAUGGGGAUGAUGGGCGUUGCUGGAGGGAACCAGGCUAAUGUGCAACGGAAGUAA